Ipomoea nil (Japanese morning glory) is the source of this 1569-nucleotide messenger RNA. Its product is annotated as protein FAR1-RELATED SEQUENCE 5-like. The transcript has 3 exons. Lineage: Eukaryota; Viridiplantae; Streptophyta; Magnoliopsida; Solanales; Convolvulaceae. The coding region runs from base 1 to 1569 and encodes 522 amino acids. Gene Ontology annotation, molecular function: zinc ion binding. The record is from RefSeq and is a predicted model, not a curated record. Gene Ontology annotation, biological process: regulation of DNA-templated transcription.
AUGGUUGGUGGUGUCGCUAAUGUGGGAGCUACUAAACAAGAUUUUAAGAAUUACAAGAGAGAGAUAUUGGAAUUCAUGAGGGAGGGAGAUGCACAAAUGGUAAUAUCAAAGUACCUUGCAAAGAAAGCAGAUGAUAAAAAUAUGUUCUUCGAAUACGAAAUGAAUGAGCAAGACAACUUGGCCCGACUGUUUUGGGCGGAUGGUGUGGCACGGAAAAAUUACGGAGCAUUUGGUGAUGUCGUGUCAUUUGAUGCUACAUAUCAAACAAACAGGUACAAGCUCGUUUUUGUUCCAUUCACCGGCGUAGACAAUCAUAAGAGAUGUGUAACAUUUGGCGCAGGAAUGAUCGAUAGGGAAGACGUGGAGUCAUACCGUUGGAUCCUACAGAAGUUCAAGGAUGCAAUGGGAAGUAUACCCCCGUUGACCGUAACUGAUCAGGAUCCGACGAUGAAGGUGGCAAUUGCAAUGGAGUUCCCCGGGACUCGGCAUCGUUAUGGCAUGUGGCAUAUCAUGACAAAGGUGGGUGAUAAAGUUGGUACUGAGAUGGCACAAAAUGAUGAGUUCUGGCGUGCACUAAAUGCUGUUGUAUGGAAUGAAAAAUCAACAAUCGACGAAUUUGAGAGUACAUGGGAUGCAGUUAUUGGUAAAUACGGGCUAAGCGACAACAGGUGGCUGAAGCGUAUGUAUGAAGACCGUGCGUCAUGGGUGCCUGCAUUCUUUGAUGAUGUAUUCGAGACUGCAGUAAAGACACAGCGUAACACACACCUUGAACUAAGCGCAGCGUGCGAGGGACAAACCCCACCUUUGAAGACCUCAUUGCGUAUAGAGCGAGAAGCAGCAUCGGUGUACACAUUAAAGGUUUUUUACGAAGUGCAAGAAGAAAUCUAUGCCGGUUGUUAUACAUGUCGAGUGCGAUCAAUAACGGAAGAUGAGACAUCGAAGACAUACGUCGUUGUGGACGGGAACAAGGAGACGUACACGGUCAUACUUGAAUAUGGAAGCAACACCACGACAUGCACCUGCCGAUUAUACACAAGGAUUGGACUGUUAUGCCGACAUGUUUUUGUUGUUUUGAAGAAUGAACAGAUAAGUCAAAUACCUCCACAACACAUUACUCCCAGAUGGACCCGCGAAGCAGGAAUAUACACAAAUCUCGAUACAACCAACGAGAGAGAGGAAGGCGAAGAGAGUACACCACAAAACAACAAAGAUGAAAGUAACCUAAUUAAUGCAUUCUACAAAUAUUUAGCCAUGGCACGAGGGAGGACCGACAAACUUCGACAACUGACUGAUGUGAUAGAAGAUUUUCAAGGGCAAAUGCGCGAGGAUGGACAGGAAGGGAGUACAGUAAACGGGAAACAGGCGGUUAUGGAAACAUAUUGUGGUGUGCCAGCCCCAAACACAAUUGUAGUGCACCCCCCAACGGUGGCAAAUACGAAAGGGUCUGGGAAGCGAAUGAAAUCAGCGAAGGAGCUGGCAAUGGCGGAGCAAGUAAAGAAAAAACGAACGUGCAAAACUUGUGGUUUGGCGACCGGGCAUAAUAGUAGGAGCUGCCCACAAAAGCAGUGA